Messenger RNA from Mandrillus leucophaeus (drill), 1929 nucleotides. RefSeq names its product stromal cell-derived factor 2-like 1 (gene SDF2L1). The record is from RefSeq and is a predicted model, not a curated record. The transcript is spliced from 3 exons. Lineage: Eukaryota; Metazoa; Chordata; Mammalia; Primates; Cercopithecidae. Bases 1005 to 1802 code for a protein of 265 amino acids.
UUGCUGUAAUGAAAAUCGCUUUACUCUGGAUUUUCUGAAUGCAAAAUUCUGGACGAUUUAAUUAAAUAUGAACUUUUGUCUCUGCUUUGCCUGUGCUUCAACUACACCUUAGUCAGCCUUUUGAGCCCAGAGCUAUUUCCUCUGUGACCCCACAGGAUCUGGAGUGAAGCCGCUGCAACAAUGUCCCAUGAAUGAAUAAAUAAACAGUGGUAUAAGUUUUCCUCCCUUGAAGGUUGAGCUGACAACACUCUGAGAAGGUGGCAAAAGGGAGACCUACUCAUGGCCAGGAGACUGGGACACAGUCACCCAGGCUUGGUUCCCACAGCCCCUUGGUCUCCUUGGACUCUGGUUUCCUAAGACAGCUCUGGGGCUUUCUGGUGGGAAGCUGCCAUUAUUCUCGACGCCACAGCUCCCUGCUGCCCUCUCCUGCCCGAUGACCCAGUGACCACAAGAUUUAGCCACGAAAGGAGUCAAAUGUAUAAGUGGCCAGGGGAAUUCAGAAACCCCAGGGUCUAGGGACUGUGGUGACCCAGUGUCAGAGAGGCGGCUAGGGCCGAAUGACUGGGGGUUUCAUUAAUCUCGGGGUCCAGGGACUGAAGGACCAGACAAUUCAGUGAUUCUGGGAUCUGUCGACUUUGUGACCACAAAAUCUAGUGAUCCAACAGCCUCAAGACCCUGCAGUUGUGGUCCCAGGUUCUGAGGGGAGAGACUAAUUACUGAGUGCCCAGGAGUCCAGGAUCAAGGGGCGUCGUGAACACGUGCCUGCAGGGUCCUAGGAUCCUGAGCUGGUAUCCAGGCACUCAGCGGCUGCGGGGCUCGGACUCGGCGUCCUCACCAAGCGCUCCCGCUCAUUCUCCGCCGCUUGGCUACUCAGCCGCCCUUCCCUGGACACUCAUUGGAAAGUCCUCGGAAGCGUGUACCAAUCAAAACCCUCCUCGUGUCUCCAGUCCCCGCCCAGCUACUGCUCUAGCGAGCCGGGGGCGGGCCCUCUCCUCAAUGACCCAAUGGCAGUGCAAGCGGAGUGCCGCGCGGGCCGACCAUUGGCUGCCGCGAGCGGGCGCUGUCAGAACUGGAUUGGGCCGCGGCGAGGACGGAAGCAGCCCAAGGGCCGGAGCGGCUGGAGCCGGGCCGGGGCGAUGUGGAGCGCGGGCCGCGGCGGGUCUGCCGGGCCGGUGCUGUUGGGGCUGCUGCUGGCGCUCUUAGUGCCGGGCGGUAGUGCUGCCAAGACUGGCGCGGGGCUCGUGACCUGCGGGUCGGUGCUGAAGCUGCUCAAUACGCACCACCGGGUGCGGCUGCACUCGCACGACAUCAAAUACGGAUCCGGUGCCGGCCAGCAAUCGGUGACCGGCGUGGAGGCGUCGGACGACGCCAAUAGCUACUGGCGGAUCCGCGGCGGUUCGGAAGGCGGGUGCCCGCGUGGGUCCCCGGUGCGCUGCGGGCAGGCAGUGCGGCUCACGCAUGUGCUUACAGGCAAGAACCUACACACGCACCACUUCCCGUCACCGCUGUCCAACAACCAGGAGGUGAGUGCCUUUGGGGAAGACGGCGAGGGUGACGACCUGGACCUAUGGACAGUGCGCUGCUCUGGACAGCACUGGGAGCGUGAGGCUGCUGUGCGCUUCCAGCACGUGGGCACCUCUGUGUUCCUGUCAGUCACGGGUGAGCAGUAUGGAAGCCCCAUCCGUGGGCAGCAUGAGGUCCACGGCAUGCCCAGUGCCAACACGCACAAUACGUGGAAGGCCAUGGAAGGCAUCUUCAUCAAGCCUAGUGUGGAGCCCUCUGCAGGUCACGAUGAACUCUGAGUGUGGGAUGGAUGGAUGGGUGGAUAGAAGGUGGCAGGUGGGGUGUCUGCAGGGCCACUCUUGGCAGAGACUUUGGGUUUGUAGGGGUCCUCAAGUGCCUUUGUGAUUAAAGAAUGUUGGUCUAUGA